Molecule: messenger RNA, 507 nt
Organism: Lathyrus sativus (Indian pea)
Lineage: Eukaryota; Viridiplantae; Streptophyta; Magnoliopsida; Fabales; Fabaceae
Source: the annotation of a GenBank genome assembly
AUGGCCACAGUCACUUCCACCACCGUUGCUAUUCCAUCAUUCUCAGGCCUCAAGGCAAACGCAGCAACUAAAGUUACUGCCAUGGCUAAGAUUCCAGCUUCAACUUCUCAAUCUCCAAGGCUUUGUGUGAGAGCUUCACUCAAAGACUUUGGAGUUGCUCUUGUUGCCACUGCUGCAAGUGCAGUGCUAGCUAGCAAUGCCUUGGCUGUUGAGGUCUUGCUUGGUGCUAGUGAUGGGGGUUUGGCUUUUGUGCCAAGCAGUUUCGAAGUGACCGCUGGAGACACCAUUGUAUUCAAGAACAAUGCUGGUUUUCCUCACAAUGUUGUCUUUGAUGAAGACGAGAUUCCUGCUGGGGUUGAUGCAGCAAAAAUUUCCAUGCCUGAAGAAGAUCUUCUCAACGCGCCUGGUGAGACUUACAGCGUUAAGUUGGAUGCUAAGGGUACCUACAAAUUCUACUGCUCACCUCACCAAGGAGCUGGUAUGGUUGGACAAGUCACUGUUAAUUAA